Molecule: messenger RNA, 561 nt
Organism: Trichoderma virens Gv29-8
Lineage: Eukaryota; Fungi; Ascomycota; Sordariomycetes; Hypocreales; Hypocreaceae
Exons: 1
Source: RefSeq, a predicted model, not a curated record
UCCGUCUCCCACUUCCUCUCCAUUCCCUGGUGCGCAUGCCUCAUACAGACGCCAAACACAAUCCCCUUCAUCCCGCAAUGCUUCAAUCCCCAGAGCUCAUCCCACGACCAGCUCGUCGGCGCCACGCUUGCCGGCCCUCGAGGACUGCAGCACAUGCUCUGCUUCUUUCACACCGAGGAUGAAGCGCAUUUGCAAGAUCACGAGCGUCCAAUUAUGCACGUGAGCUCUCUUUUUGCGCUGGGACAGGGGCUUUCUGGGUAUGAAGGCGUUUUGCACGGGGGCAUGAUGAUGACCAUGGUGGAUGAGGCGAUGGGAGUGCUGCACGAGAUUAAUCUUGCGCUGGGCAAGACUGGCGAGAUCUUUGCGUCUGCUAGCGUGACGGCUGGGCUUGAUAUCAAGUUUUUGAAGCCGGGGCCGAUUAAUGAGACGGUGUUGGUGAACGCGUGGGUGGACAGCGUGGACGGCAGGAAAACAAAGAUAAAGUGCGAAGUGAGAAAUGGAAAUGGAGUUGAGCUGGCACGAUGCUCGAGUACGUGGGUCUCAGUCAGGCCCAGGAUGUGA